GCGAUUGAUAUGGAUAGAUUUUUAUUCUGAAAACAUGUAUCGUCUCUUGUGCGUAUAUACUAGUGAUGACAAAGCGCAAUAUAUUUUUCUAUAUCUCCAAAGUCUAGAGUCACACACUGAGAGCACGAAACGAUUUUUCUUCUGCGCCUUUGUAAUAGUGCUCACCAGCUCUUAUUGGUUGAAGUGAUUGCUGCCAAUGGUUGGAGAUUAACAUAAAAGAGGCAAGUGGCGAAGGGAUCCACUUGGGGGCAAGCUGGUGAUGCGUCAUAGCACUUGCUGAAAAGAGGAGACAAAAAAGGGACUAAAAUAGCGCCGAACCUGCGGGUUAAUAUGCACCAAUGGCCACGGAGUCACUCGUGGUCUCGGAGCAGAGCGCAAAAGUGCCACAGGUGAUAGGAGGUAUGACAACAGAGAUGAGCGAGAUUGAGUGUUCUCUGUUGUGCAAAUAACUAUCAAAAUCUCUCCAAACAAAAACUUUGAAAUGUAAGAAUAGAAGCUGAAACCUCUGCAAGGUGCAGAAAAUCUACGAUUUCACCACGUCACUUCUCGGGAGAUCAUGAAACAUCAUCGGACGUGGCUGAGCCGAGGACAAGAGGAGAAAGCUGAAGAAAACCAUCUUCACCGAUGAGGCAGCCAAGUUCAUCUGCGCCUCUCCCUUUACGCACAGGCGAGGUGAGGACGGAGAGCGUUACUUCAGUGUAAAGAAAGCACCAAUGAGUCAUCCGAGGUGUUAAAAAGAUCGGCAUCAGACGGAAGAAGCACAACUACAGUUCUGAAUCGAAAAUCCUUUUUUUUUUUAAAGAAAAGCACACCAUGGAUGGAGAAGGAGGCUCUUCGGGGCUGGCCAAAUCAGCCGCUGUAAAACUGUCCGAGAUGGGCGAAAGAACCAAGCAGUUAGGCACCGCGAUGCGGGAUCCUCACCAGCAAAGACGGAUCAUACUGGUGAUUGUUUGCGUGGCUCUCCUGUUGGACAAUAUGCUCUACAUGGUAAUCGUGCCAAUUAUUCCAGACUAUCUUGCUGAUCUGGAGAUUGAGCAGUCAGAACACGUCCACGUUGUGAUGCACUCCAACACUUCAGCAAACAGCACAAGCCAAGACAAAAGCAACAAGGACAAUUUAGAUAUCCAGAUAGGAAUACUUUUUGCAUCAAAAGCCAUCCUCCAGCUCUUAGUUAACCCCCUGUCGGGAACUUUCAUAGACCGGGUUGGAUAUGACAUUCCACUUUUAAUUGGACUGACUGUCAUGUUUGUCUCUACCUGCAUCUUCGCUUUCGGGGAGAAUUACGCGACUCUCUUUAUGGCCAGAAGUUUGCAGGGUCUCGGUUCUGCUUUCGCAGACACCUCUGGAAUCGCGAUGAUAGCUGACAAAUACACGGAGGAGGCAGAGAGAAGCAGGGCGCUCGGCAUUGCUCUGGCGUUCAUCUCUUUCGGGAGUCUGGUGGCGCCUCCCUUCGGGGGCGUCCUGUACGAGUUUGUCGGCAAACGAGUGCCGUUCAUCGUGCUCGCCUGCAUUUGCCUGGCGGAUGGCUUAAUGCUGCUGACCGUGAUCAAGCCAUUCUCUAACAGGACUAGAGAGAACAUGCCAGUCGGCACCCCCAUAUACAGACUCAUGAUUGAUCCCUACAUAGCUGUGGUGGCCGGGGCACUGACAGUGUGUAACAUCCCCCUUGCCUUUCUAGAGCCAACUAUAGCCAACUGGAUGGAAACCACCAUGCACUCAUCUCAGUGGGAAAUGGGGCUCACCUGGCUCCCAGCCUUCUUCCCUCAUGUUCUCGGUGUUUACAUAACGGUUAAAUUGGCAGCACAACAUCCAAAUUUGCAGUGGUUUUACGGAGCUGUAGGGAUGGUUAUCAUAGGGGCGAGCUCCUGCACAGUUCCGGCAUGCAAAACUUUUGGGCAGCUUAUCGCCCCGCUGUGCGGCAUCUGUUUUGGCAUAGCGCUGGUAGACACUGCCCUGCUACCCACACUUGCAUUUUUAGUUGAUGUGCGUCAUGUUUCUGUGUAUGGUAGUGUUUAUGCUAUUGCAGAUAUUUCCUACUCUGUCGCUUAUGCUAUGGGUCCCAUAGUAGCCGGGCAGAUAGUGCACAGUCUCGGUUUUGUACAACUUAAUCUUGGUAUGGGUCUUGUCAAUGUGCUUUACGCACCAGCCCUGCUGCUGCUGCGCAACGUGUGCCAAAUGAAACCGUCCCACUCAGAGAGAGAUAACCUGCUAGACGAAGCUCCGCAGGGGCUGUACGACACAAUCAAGAUGGAGGAGAGGAGAGCGAAGAAGAAGGGCUACAGUUCGGCAGGGAAUUGCCUGUCGGUAGAUGAGAAUGGGUUUGACCCCUUCAGAGCACAGCGGUCCUUGUCAGAAGAGUCCUCCGGCCCGGAGUGCACUUAGACCGGUUACAAUCCGACCUACAAAUCAAAACAUUUGUGAGAUUUGUGAGGCAGACAAAUUACAAUCUAGUGAUUUAAACUUUUAUGUAAGUACCGAUGUGCAAUAUAAACACCUAGUCACCAACGUCACAACUGUGUGACUCGUUUUUCAAAGUUUUUUUUUCUUCUUUUUUCUUACUGUGGUUUCAUUGUGUCAACAAACAAGUCUAUGUAGCGUUUGUCAAGGAUGUAUAACUCGAGUUUUGUGAGAGAUCUUUCAGCUACCGUUGAAUUUGUGUGUACUAUUCAGUAUUAUAUAUACAAACUAUAUAAAUAGAUAUAAUGUGCGUAUAAAAUUGUAUGGGACCAACUGUAAGCAGCACAUUUCUCCCCUUCACAAAAUAGCCUAUAUUUUUAGUCUCGGAGGAAACUUUUUUCACUUGCACAUCAAAGGCCUCUUUCUUUUUUGUUGUUAAAAAUUGUGGAUUUUAAUAAGUAGGCCUGUUCGUUUUAUUUUUAUUUUUUUUUGUUUGAAAUUAAAUGUAUCAUAAUAAAUGGAUUUUGUACAUAUGUGGAUACACGCACAAUGUAAAUUAUUCAAAUAAAAUAUAUACAUAUAUAUAUAUCCGUGGAUCUCUACAAAGUAUGUAUGCCGUUGCGCGCGGGUGUGUGUGUAUGAAACAUUUUGUCAAGACGUAGCUAAUGAUGUCAGUCUCCUUAAGAUGAACUAAUGUGUAUUCAUUGAAUAAUUGUGGUUUUAAUAAAUCUCUGUUUGG
Molecule: messenger RNA, 3136 nt
Organism: Oreochromis niloticus (Nile tilapia)
Lineage: Eukaryota; Metazoa; Chordata; Actinopteri; Cichliformes; Cichlidae
Gene: slc18a3b
Product: solute carrier family 18 member 3b
Exons: 1
Coding region: 814-2382 (522 amino acids)
Biological process (GO): transmembrane transport; chemical synaptic transmission; xenobiotic transport
Cellular component (GO): AP-2 adaptor complex; AP-1 adaptor complex; membrane
Molecular function (GO): acetylcholine transmembrane transporter activity; xenobiotic transmembrane transporter activity
Source: RefSeq, a predicted model, not a curated record